This is a messenger RNA of Colletotrichum acutatum, 807 nucleotides long. RefSeq lists its product as uncharacterized. The record is from RefSeq and is a predicted model, not a curated record. NCBI's taxonomy places the organism in Eukaryota, Fungi, Ascomycota, Sordariomycetes, Glomerellales, Glomerellaceae. The transcript has 5 exons. The coding region runs from base 1 to 705 and encodes 234 amino acids.
AUGUAUUCCUUGGGUGCUGCAAGUUGCGAGUUGCGACCAGGAAGCACAAACUUCCCCCUUUCAUGGGCAUACGGAGUAGACAAGGCCCGUGGUUCGGCUCGUCAACUUAACCUCAAGGCUGUCACCGUUGUUUUUAUCAUCAUCUUCUCGGAACAUUUCCUAACAGUGUCCCGUCCCGAGUACUUGGAAUCCAAGCGCCUCAACGCCGGCAGAUUCUACGGAUACAUCUGGAGAGACAACAAGACGCCCGCUCGUGUCACUCGCUGCCAUCCCAUCUCAGAUAAUGGCUGUGAUGGGAAGUCUAGCCAAACCGCUCAGCAUCUCAGCAACAAGAAUGAAGAAACCCAUCAAACUGCAAACGAUCGUGCCAGCGUUGGCAAGGGAGAGCCAUGUCUCGAGAUACCAUGUGCCGAUACACGCUUGUUGGCAGACUGUCUCACGGCUAUCGACUCGUGUUUCAACCCACUUUGUUCUACACAGUCACUUCCUCAGCUUCUUGAAGACACCUCGCAGGCUCACAGUCAGCGACUGGGCGUCGGUGUGGUGGCUUUCUCACCAUCAGGCUUGUGCAGUGGGGGCGAGAGCAGCGCAACUCCAUCGCUCCCUGACCCAGAAACCACGUCGGCUACUGGCGAUGCCAGCGUUUGCGAAAUGAAAGAUGGUCCCAGCGCUGCCUCUACCUUGCGUGGCACGGACAAGGUCUAGCCACUUCGUCGGAUUGUUCCCAAGGAUGAACGCGCCGUUUGGACGAUCUACCCAAUGACAGCUCGCCUUCAUUCCGACCCCAUCAUAUCUCAAUUAGGUCGC